Molecule: messenger RNA, 1659 nt
Organism: Colletotrichum spaethianum
Lineage: Eukaryota; Fungi; Ascomycota; Sordariomycetes; Glomerellales; Glomerellaceae
Product: putative amidohydrolase YtcJ
Exons: 1
Coding region: 1-1659 (552 amino acids)
Molecular function (GO): hydrolase activity, acting on carbon-nitrogen (but not peptide) bonds
Source: RefSeq, a predicted model, not a curated record
AUGACAGCUGGUCAGUACAUCGUCUUCGAAAACGGAAAGUUCUUCCGCUCAAACAAGGCGCCACCCGGUCAACGAUCAGAAGCCAAAUUCGGGAGUUCUCUUGUUGUUAAAGAUGGUAUAAUCGCGUAUGUUGGAGAGGCUUCUGCGGAGGAAGUGAAGGCGGCCGUCGCUGCGGGAGCUCAAGUUCGCGAUGUUGGCGGACGUACCGUUCUUCCCGGGCUUGUUGAUGGACAUAUUCACUUGACACAGCUCGGGCAGACCCUGCAGAAGCUGAGACUUGACGAAUGUAAAAGUCUCGAGGACAUACGGAGAACGAUAAAGGAGUACGGCAUCGCCAACCCCGAUCAUAAACGUAUCUUCUGCAGCGGAUGGAUGCAUUUCAUGACCCCCGAGGGAGCUCUGGCUUCGUUGAUCGACGACCUAGACCCGCGCCCCAUUUUGAUUACAGCAAAAGACUUGCAUUCUACGUGGGCAAACACGGCGGCCUUGAAGGAGUUGGACCUAGACAACGAGCCUAACCCUCCUGGCGGUGAAAUUGUGCGCGACCCAAAGACUGGAAAGCCAACUGGUCUGCUUUCCGAAGCAGCCAGCAUGAAAUUCAUCCCGCUGUACAUGGCAAGGGUUUCCACGCCAGAAGACCGCAUAUCCGCCAUCAAGACAGCGAUCGACGACUACAGCAGUGCAGGCUUCACGGGCCUGAUCGACAUGGCAAUGGAAGAGGAGGGAUGGAGCGCGCUGCAGGAGUACAGACAGCAGGAAAAAGCAGCAGGCCGUAGAGUCCCUGUGCGCCUUGCCGCUUACUGGAUGAUUUUGCCCAGAGACAAUGAUGCCGAGAAUAUCAAGCAGGUCGAGCGUGCUGCCGAGCUCGCGCGAGAGUUCAACCUCGAGACAGACCCGGAUUGCCGGCUUGUCGGUAUCAAACUUGUCUGCGACGGAAUCAUCGACGGAUGCACGGCGAGCUUGAAAGAGCCGUACAGCCACAAUAACGACAACUGCGAGCCUGUCUGGUCGCCAGAGCAUAUGGCUCCCGUCGUUGAGGCGGCCACGAAACAUGGCCUCCAAGUUGCUCUCCACGCCAUCGGUGACCGGACCGUAGCCAACGCCAUUGAUGUCCUUGAGAAGUACGUCGGGCCGGAGCACCGCCCACGUAUUGAGCACCUCGAAGUUACCACGGAAGAAGACGCAAAACGCCUGGGCAAACUCGGCAUCACGGCUUCCGUCCAGCCCGUGCACUCUGACCCGGCCAUUCUCCGCGCCUGGCCGAAACUCAUAGGCGAGGACCGGUGCGGACGUGCUUUCGCCUACAGCGAGUUCGCGGACGGAGGUGCCCCAGUGGCUAUUGGGUCUGAUGCACCGACGGCGCCGCAUCAUAUCAUGAGCAACCUCUACAUUGCAACUACACGGAGAUCAGCGAGGGAGCCUGGGCUUGAGACUGUUGUGAACCCGCAGUUUGCCUUGUCACUGUGUGACAUUGUAGCCGGUGCGACGGAAGGUGCAGCGAGGAGCUGCUUCAUGGAGGAUCGCGUAGGAUCUCUGGAGGCUGGGAAGAAGGCCGAUUUGGCUGUGUUGGAUAUCGAGUGGGAGCCUAAGAAGGCGCUCCAGGCGAAGGUUCUGGAAACUUGGUUUGAUGGGAAGCAGGUCUAUCCUGUCAAGAAAUAA